AUGGCGGUGAUGAUAAUGAUGAGGAGGAGGAAGAGAAUUAAGGUAAUGAUGAUGAAAAGGAUGAAGGUGGUGAUGAUGGUAAAACCACUGUUGAGGAUGAGGAAGAGAAUGCAAAGGCGAAAAAGCCGGUAAAGAAGGUUAAGAAGGAUGGAAUAGAUAUUGCACCCAGUGCGAGACACGUUCCCGCUACUCAUUUGAUGUUGCCUCCUCUUCGAGCUGGUAAACUUAGAGGAGAACCUAGAGAUGGGGGCAAAGUUCUAUUUGGAUAUCCUGGAUCGUGGGCUCAUUGCAUUAGUGAGAAAAUCGAUCAUAAGGAUGCCGCACGUAUUUUCCGGCACCAAUAUUCUUUCAAGAAAAUGGAGUUGUGGCCGCUAGAAGGUGAAUGUGUAAGAGUUAGAGAUUUGGUUGAAAACUCAGGUUUGUACAAUGCCGUUCUGAACUCUGUGAUUGCGUAUGACAAGGUCGCAGUAUCUAGUUUAUGUGAAAGGUAUCACGCUGAAGUCGGCACAUUCCAACUUCCUUUUGGUGAGAUGGCGAUAACUCCUGAUGACGCAGAACAAAUAUUAGGGAUGCAGGUCGAAGGAAAAUCAACCGGUGAGAAGUUCAAGAGAAGGCCUAGUUGGGAAGACAUUUAUACAUGGACCAAGAACUUGUUUGGCUGGGAUUCCGAGAAGACUAAUGGGCUUUUCGAUAAGGGACCUAAGUACCCGAAGAAAGAGUUCAAACUUGUAUAUAUUAGGAACAUGUUUUAUGGGACAGAAAAGAAGGAAAAAGAAGUAGGUCUCUCUGAUAUGGAAUGUCGCUAUGCGGCGGCUGGGUAUUUGUUGUAUGUCCUUGCGUCGGUUAUAUUUCCUGACAGCAAAGGUAACCGGGUGAGCGUCAACCUUCUUCAGCUUUUGGAUCCCUUGGAAGAUGUGAGCAAGUACUCUUUGGGGACUGCCAUAAUUGCACACCUGAAUGGUCAGCUUUCUCAGGGAUCUCGCAAACUAACUUCUCAAAUUAAUGGGAAUUUGGCUCUAAUACAGGUGUGGAUUUAUGAUUAUUUCCCAUCACUGAUCAAAGAUAAUGAAGAUGUGGAACUCAACCCAAAAUGGAGCAAAGGUAGUCCAACGGGAACCAAAUACUUGUUCACUGGUUAUCAAGAUAGGGAACAAACUGAUGCGUUGAUAUAAAUGCGUCAAAAACUUGACAACAUCACGGCUAAAGAGGUAGUCUUCAAUCCGUACAAGAAUAAUAGAGUUGGCGCAACGGAAGAUGUCGUGUAUUACCAUGGCCCUUUGUUUCACCCUAACGGUUUUUCAAUGUACAAUCCGAUAAGAAUCAUGCGUCAACUUGGUUUUAUUCUAGAUUCACCCGAUGAGGAUUAUGUACCUCUGUUCAAGCACAAGUUGGAAAAGUGUGAGGCUGACGAAGCGGGUAUAAAGGUGGCUUAUGAACCUGAAGUUGAUGUCAAGCAUUGGAAUGAUAGACACUCUAGGCUUGUAGACAUCUCAUGGUGGGUGCAUGCGGAUGAAGGUCAUGAGGCAUCACUGGAUUACGUCGAAUGGUAUGAAGGCUUCUCCCAUGGUAGGGUGAUAUGGGUAGAUCCGACUCCGGGUAGGAGGACCAACAGAGCAUCCACCUCUUCUUCUUCUCGAGUCGACAGUAGAGAUGCUACUUCAAUUCUGACACUAGUGAGGGAGCGAAUGAAGCUUCUUGUCAAGUUUUUUUGUUGCUCGACUGACAAAUGGGAAGUGAUGGAUCCUGCGAAGCAACGUCAGUACGCUGAUUACUGCACGCACAUUGAAAAUCCCAAUGCAAAGAAGAUGUUCAAGGAGCUGGCUAAGGAAGGUAAGAGGAGCCGAAAAUCACGUAGCCAAAGAGCACAAGAAGUUGCUGAGCAUGGCCAAAGUAGCCAACAUCAUGAUGAACAUCCCUUAGAGGUACAAGAAAUUACUAGAGAAGAUGCUGGUUCCCCAGAAGGUGCUCCUCCUAAGAAAAGCCGGAGAGUUAGCAGGUCAGGGAGGCAGUAAGGUGGUGGUCGAGGUCGAUAUGGUCGACUUCAACUUAUGUUAAUUUUACUUUAUGAAUUGAACUUAAGU
Molecule: messenger RNA, 2081 nt
Organism: Papaver somniferum (opium poppy)
Lineage: Eukaryota; Viridiplantae; Streptophyta; Magnoliopsida; Ranunculales; Papaveraceae
Product: protein MAIN-LIKE 1-like
Exons: 4
Coding region: 198-1172 (324 amino acids)
Source: RefSeq, a predicted model, not a curated record